This is a messenger RNA of Dermatophagoides pteronyssinus (European house dust mite), 1083 nucleotides long. RefSeq lists its product as uncharacterized. Lineage: Eukaryota; Metazoa; Arthropoda; Arachnida; Sarcoptiformes; Pyroglyphidae. The record is from RefSeq and is a predicted model, not a curated record. Gene Ontology annotation, biological process: regulation of transcription by RNA polymerase II. Gene Ontology annotation, cellular component: transcription regulator complex; nucleus.
UCCACGGCCAUAAAGCUCUCUGAAGCAAAUGGCCAAGUAUGUGUGUAUGUGUUUGUGUGUGUGUGCACUUCAUUGGUGAUAUUGGCAUAGAUCAUUUUAUGAAUUCGAAAAUACCAAAAAUUUCAAUAAUGACCAAUAUGGCCGACAAUAAAGUAGAUCCUUUCAAAUUGAUCGAAUUGGUUAAACAACGUCCUGUUCUCUACGAUGAAUUAUUGCCCGAAUAUCAACAAUAUCGUCAACGCCAGCGUGCUUGGAACGAAGUGUCUAGAAUCUUAAAACAACCAGUUGACAAAUGUCAAUACAAAUGGCGCUCUAUACGGUCUCUGUACAAUGGUUAUCUUCGACGAAAAACCAAAAAUCCAAGCCAACAAAUAAGUUGCCAAUACUCAGAUCAUCUUCAAUUCCUCGACGAUUACCUUCGACGUAAACGUAAAUCCAAAUCAAAGGAACGUGAACUUGAUGAAGGUGAAGAAGAAGAUGAAGAUGAUGAUGAUCAAAUGGAUGAUGAAGAAAAAGACGAUGAUGAUGAAGAGGCUGAAGAGCUGGACGAAGAAGACGAUCUCGAUAAAGAAAAAACAUCCAGUAAAGAAAAUUUUGUUGGUCGUCUUUUGCAAGAAAUGUAUGCCAAACAACAGGAGCGAUUACGUAAUUUCACUCGUAGAUCAUCACCAUUUGUAUCGCAUACACCGACCACACAAGCGACCACUCGUAUGUCACGAACGCCAUCAAUUAGUCGUUAUGAUCAAUUCAGUAAUGAGGAAGACGAUGACGAUGAUGGCGAACAAUUUUUACCAAAACAAAAGCUGGCUCUUCAUUCUACCACUUGUGUAUUAGAAGAUCUUCAAGUAUGGGGAAUUUUCGUGGUAGUUUUAGUUGCAUUGGCUGCAUUGGUCAUUCUAUGGCCAACAUACCUAGGUCGGAUAUUACGAUUUCGAAGUUAAAAAUCAUUGAUUGCAUGUCAUCUACCUUUUUUUUCAAAUCCAAAACCUACAUUUUUCCAUAUAUAAUAUAAUCAUCAACAUUUACUUAUAUUUUAUUAUCCACGCAUACAACUCUUAAAAGCAUGUUUUAUGAACACAAUUC